Apodemus sylvaticus (European woodmouse) is the source of this 1557-nucleotide messenger RNA. It is a transcript of the gene Tnfsf12, whose product is annotated as TNF superfamily member 12. NCBI's taxonomy places the organism in Eukaryota, Metazoa, Chordata, Mammalia, Rodentia, Muridae. Bases 50 to 1099 code for a protein of 349 amino acids. Gene Ontology annotation, cellular component: membrane. Gene Ontology annotation, molecular function: tumor necrosis factor receptor binding; receptor ligand activity. The transcript is spliced from 7 exons. Gene Ontology annotation, biological process: immune response. The record is from RefSeq and is a predicted model, not a curated record.
UCCUGCGGCCAGGGCCUGCGUCCCGUCCCUGGCACACUGGCCUGGGUGGAUGCCUGUCCACUUCUGCUUUCACUGGCCCUCAGAGGCCUUGGUGUGGAGUGCCACUGCGGUCGCCUGCCUGCACGCGCCCGGGCGCGGGACGCCUCUAACUUUUUGCACUGCACUCCGGGGAGGCUGGAGUUUAAUCACACAAACAGUGUCCGGCUUCCUGUCCUCAUCCGCCCCCCUCCGGCCGCUUCCCUGGUCCCUCCCUCUCCUCUGGCCCGACCCGCCCACCAGCUCCCCCUCCCCCUCCCUCGGGUCCCGGGAUGGGGGGGCGGUGAGGCAGGCACAGCCCCCCGCCCCCAUGGCCGCCCGUCGGAGCCAGAGGCGGAGGGGGCGCCGGGGGGAGCCGGGCACCGCCCUGCUGGCCCCGCUGGUGCUGAGCCUGGGCCUGGCGCUGGCCUGCCUUGGCCUCCUGCUGGUCGUGGUCAGCCUGGGGAGCUGGGCGACGCUGUCUGCCCAGCAGGAGCCUUCUCAGGAGGAGCUGACAGCGGAGGACCACCGGGAGCUCCCUGAACUGAGUCCCCGGACAGAGGAAAGCCCGGAUGUGGUACCUUUCUUGGAACAACUAGUCCGGCCUCGAAGGAGUGCUCCUAAAGGCCGGAAGGCGCGGCCUCGCCGAGCUAUUGCAGCCCAUUAUGAAGUUCAUCCCCGGCCAGGACAGGAUGGAGCUCAGGCAGGUGUGGACGGGACGGUGAGUGGCUGGGAAGAGACCAAGAUUAACAGUUCCAGCCCUCUGCGCUAUGACCACCAGACUGGGGAAUUUACAGUCAUCAGGGCUGGGCUCUACUACCUGUACUGUCAGGUGCACUUUGAUGAGGGCAAGGCCGUCUACCUGAAGCUGGACUUGCUGGUGAAUGGUGUGCUGGCCCUGCGCUGCCUGGAAGAAUUCUCGGCCACAGCAGCAAGUUCUCCUGGGCCCCAGCUUCGUCUGUGCCAGGUGUCUGGGCUGCUGCCGCUCCGGCCGGGGUCUUCCCUUCGGAUCCGCACCCUCCCCUGGGCUCAUCUGAAGGCCGCCCCCUUCCUUACCUACUUUGGACUCUUUCAAGUUCACUGAGGGGUCUUGCUCUCCCAGAUUCCUUAAACUUUACCCGGACAGCUCCCAGAGUACCACCCUGCCCCACCCCCACUCCUCCACCCCUAGCGGCUCCUUGUUCCAGUCCUGUCCUCUCCUCAAAGGCAGCCAGAGCUUGUCCACGUUUCCCUUUCCACAGACAUUCCAGUUCUUCUUUAUCAUCCCAUCCCACCACAGCCAUCCACCUCACUGGCUCCCAGAGCCCCCACUUAUCCCUGACCCCUAGGACCCCUCGUUUACUGACUAUGUGCAUCAGGCACUGAGAUGGGCUGGGCCUGGCAGGAAGCCAAAGAACCUGGGCCUAGGCCAGAAGUCCCCAAGUGUGAGGGAAAGAGCUGGAGACAAGCUCCUCCCUGGAUCCCUGUGGAUUUUGAAAAGAUACUAUUUUUAUUAUUAUUGUGACAAAAUGUUAAAUGGAUAUUAAAGAGAAUAAAUCAUGA